This is a messenger RNA of Alexandromys fortis (reed vole), 5115 nucleotides long. RefSeq names its product zinc finger SWIM-type containing 9 (gene Zswim9). The transcript has 4 exons. Lineage: Eukaryota; Metazoa; Chordata; Mammalia; Rodentia; Cricetidae. The record is from RefSeq and is a predicted model, not a curated record. The coding region runs from base 322 to 2886 and encodes 854 amino acids. Gene Ontology annotation, molecular function: zinc ion binding.
UCAAGUCACCUCACCAGACGCCGGACUUGCUUGCUCGACGACGCGAACCGGAAAGCCCGAAAUUCGCGCCACACGGAUUUCGCGCGCAGACUCUGGCGGGCGGGGUUGAGGGUGGAGACAGCCGAGGGCGGGUCGCGGGCGCCUCACGCGGCGCCAUUAUCGCUGGAAGACUGCUGGGAGUUGUAGUCUCCGGAGCAUGAGACAGCCUAGAAAUGGGACGGAGUGGGGAGGGGAGGGGCGCUGUCCCGCACAGCAUGCUGGGAAGCGGCCCGGAGCCUGUCCUCCCCGUGGACGAGCCGGUGAGGCUGCGAGGGCCCCAGGAUGGAGCUGACAGAACCCCCACCAGGCACAGCAGUGCAGAAGGAGGAACAGGAAUUGUUGGAUCGAACCUUCUUCUCAUGGGCUGAAUUCAGCCGCUUCUUCGACAAGUGGUGCCAGCAACGGCUGGUGGUCUUCUCGGUGAAGAGCUCCACACACGUGGCACGCAGCCCCUGGGCCAGCGCGCCCCCUCUCUACAGGCUCAUCCACGUGCUCAAGUACAGCUACGUGCUGCUGGUGUGCAAGGAUGUGCGCAUGCCCAACCAGUCCACAGCGUGGCCUCCCCAGCCCAGCUGCCCAGCCUUCAUCACUGUCAAGCUGAGCCCUUUGCGGGAUCGACUCGUGGUGUCUGAGUGCCAGCUGACCCACUCGCACCCCGCCUGCCCACGCGAGUUUGCCUACCACUUCCGCCCGGGCCACUUGCUGGCCAAUGCCUGCCUGCCUGUCCGCAUCACCAACCAGAUCUCCAAGCAGUUUGUGGCCCCUGCUGAUGUGCGCCGCCUGCUGUCCCACUGCAAGGGCCCAGACCACGGGGUCCUGGAUGCCCUCCAAGUGCUUGAGGGUCUCUUCCGCACAGAUCCGGAGGCCAAGGUGAAACUGGUGUUUGUAGAGGACCAAGCAAUGGUGGAAACGGUGUUCCUCCUGACAUCACGCACCAGGGCGCUGCUGCGGCGCUUCCCGCGCAUCUUGCUGGUUGACCGGCUGCCUGGGCUGCAGGGCGCGCUGGACUUGAUGGCAGUGCUGUGCGUGGACAGCGCAGGACGUGCGCGCCAGACUGCCUGUUGCGUGGCGCGCCCCGGCACGCCUAGCCUGCUGAGGUUCAUGCUGGUCUCCCUGCUGCAAAGCGCUCCGGAUGUCAAAGGCCGCGUGCGCUGCCUCACAGCUGGACCUGAGGUGGCUGGGCAGCUGCGUGCAGUUCGCCAGCUGUUGCCGUGUGCGCGCGUGCAGAUCUGUCGAGCUCAGGGUCUGGAGACUCUCUUCAGUAAGGCACAGGAGUUGGGCGGUGCCAGCCAGGAGGAUCCAGACCUAUGGCCACUCCUCUGCCGCCUAGCAGAUUCAAAGUCCUAUACAGCUUACAGUGAGGCGCUGGCUGAGCUACGUUCCCAGGCUCCAACUGCCUUCAUCAGAUACUUUGAGCAUAACUGGGCACCCCGCCACGACAUGUGGGUACGUUUCCGUGCCUACGAAGCAACCCGUGACCUGGAUGCCUGUGCUUUAGUGCGUGGCCAUCGAAGGCGACUUCUUCGCCGCCUCAGCCCUUCACACAGUGUGGCUCAGUGCCUUCGCGACCUAGUGGCCAUGCAGUGGGCUGAUGCGACUGGAGAGGCAGCCUCCGAGGGUGCUCAUGGUGACAGAGUGUUGCUGGAGAGUGAGUCUAGGAAUAGGGCACAGAUGGAGAUAGAGAAGGUGAGGGGUACAGAGGCCAGCAACUGGAGAGGGUCUGAGCGAGAAAGUGAGAAAGGAAAGGGAUUACAGUUGAGAGAUGGUCAAGGAGUCUGGUUGGAGAAUCAGAAGGUGAGGGGCCCUGAAGGGACAGGAGCCCAGCUGGAAAAAGAGCACUUGAGAGGGCCAGAGGUCAGAGACUGGAGGGAAACCCAGGUGGAGGAUGGAAGGGUUAGGGUGCUGGGGUCCACCGACCAGAGGGGCGCCCAGAUUGAGUCUGAGAAGACCAAAAGUCUUGAAGGAAUUCCCUGGAGGGACAUCAAAUUGCAAGAGGAGACGGCACAUCCAACGAAACCUCGAGAUUGGAAAGGGCCUCAGUUUGACAUGGAGAAGGGGCUAGACAUUAGGAGGUGGGGGGACGGCCAUGUGGAGAAGCUCUUAGAGUGGGUCCCUGAGAAUGGAGAUCAGAGGGGACCCCGGUGGGGCGGUGAGGGUCAGAAAGGAUCAGAGAUUGCAGAGGACAGAGGUGGGAGGUUUCGAGUCAAAAGAAGACGGGGCCUGGAGGACAUCGUUGUUGUUCAUCUGGAGGAUGCAAGAGCUACAGGCAUAGCAAAUGGAGACGAAGGGGGCCCCCGAACUGUGGGUUCCAAGAAUGAAGGACAGCAGAUGGAAUUUGGGGACUUAGGAGGGAGGCUUCCAGGGCUGGGGAAUGGUGUACCAUGCACCACCCCUAUGCGGACUGUGUUGGAGGGUCAUCCAGAAUGGUCAAUGACAAGGGUCGAGUCCCUGGCUGCAGGGGAGAUAGUACAAGACGGAGGUGAAGAAGGCCCAGGGGAGCCAAAGAGGCUUUGCCGCCCCUGCAGAGAUGAGGGGGUGGACUGUGAGCCAUUAGCCAAGUUCCGAGCUGCCUGCGGACCAGAACUGACAGACCUAGUAGCCGAGGAGCUGGCCUUCGCCAGACAGCACGGAACCCGAGGUUUUCACUGGACCGGAACUGGCUUUGCCCUUAAGGAUGGCACUUCAGACUUCUUCCUGGAUGGGGCCCUGACACACUGCAGCUGCUCCAUCCAUGCUGCCAGACGCCUGCCCUGCAGACACCUUUUUGCUGCUCGUCUCCUCACAGGAGCAGCCUUGUUUCACAUGGAUUUGCUCAGAGAUUGCUGGGGGAGAUCCCAGGAACCCUGACCCUGUGCACCCCUGCCUGCUACCCUCCACAUGGAGGGCAGGAACAUAUUCUUUGAUCCCAAAGAUAACAGGGCUCACGCCCAAUGGGCCAUCCCAGCCCUUCUAAUCACUUGAGUCAUCUAAGGACCUCCUCUUGGCCCUCUUCUACAUCCUAUGGGAUGCUGACUAUGGUCUCUGAGAUCCUGGAGCCACACCUGUGGGAAGUGCUAAUGGCCCAGGCACAUUAAAAGGACAUUACUCUGGAGAAGAAUGCAUGAGGAGAGGUGUAGACAGGAUCAGCCAAGACAGAAAACAAGAAAAGGACAGAGCUGGGACGGGGAAGGCUCAGUGGAGGUCACAUAAAGAAGCCAAGGUAUGGGGACACUGACAAGUAAACUGAGAGCCCUGGGGACUACAAGAUUGAAACCGGAGAGGCCAGGGAGAAUGAACAAGACUGAAGGAGAAGAGAAAAGAUAGAAAGGGGGAGACUUCUGAGGGAAAGGGGGAGAAGAGAUAGGAGGGAGGGUAAGAGAUAGGACUGGGGAAGUGAGACACUGAAGAGGGUGGAGGGGGAGGAGACAAUUUUAAAGGAACAUGACAAAGCAUAGGAAGAGAAAAUAUGGUAGUAUGAGCUGGGGACUUGGCCAUUUCUCGGGGUGGGGCAGAGGAGAUGGCUCUGAAGAUCUAGUGGGACAAGCUAAAGACUGCCUUGGAGGGAAGGGAACUAACUGAAUGGCUGUGCUUUGACAUGGAAUAAACAGCAUUAUUUUGGUCUCUAGGCUGAGUUCAUGGCUUCUGGGGGGAGGGAGGGACACAGAUCCAGAGGAAAAAAAUGAAAUGGCCCAGAGCAUCCCAUUGUUCUUUCUGUCAGUGAAUUUCUUCUAGGAUGAAUGGAGGGCUCACAAUUAAUCCAUUGCUAGGACAGCUGAUGUUCCAUCCCUCAUCCUUCCUCUUCUAAACCACUUCACAACCAUAGCAAUUUCCAGACAUUUGGCCAUGCCCAAGUCCUCUGAGUAAUUAGUUUGAGAAUGGGAUUUUGGCCCAUUGAGUCUUCUCAAGCAGAGGCAGGACUUCUAGGAAAGAUUGUCUCACUCUUUUGGUUUGGUUUGGGUUUUUUUUUUAAGACAAGGUUUCUUCUUUGUGUAACAGUCCUAGCUGUCCUGGGACUCCCUCUGUAGACCAGGCUGGCCUUGAAGUCCCAGAAAUCCACCUGCCUCUGGCUCCCAAGUGCUGGGAUGAAAGGUGUGCACCACCACCGCCCAGUUGUCUUACUCUUAAAAUGUUCCAAAAUGAGAUGUGUGGUGAUUCUAGGCCUACUCACCACCAAUCACCUUAGGCCAGUGUGGAGAUGAAGCCCAUACUGAGAAGGAGCAGAGAACUGGGAGAUGAAGAACAUCUAAUGUCAAAGAGAUGGCUCAUCAGGUUAAAAUUUUUAAAAAAAUAAAAUUUAGAAAAGUUGCUUUGCCAGGUGGUUAUGGCACCUGGGAAGCAGAGGCAGGCAGAUCUCUAUGAGUUUGAGGUCUAGUCUACAAAGCAAGUUCUAGAACAGCCAGAACCAUUACAGAAAGAAACCCUGUCUCAACAAAACAAAAUGAAACAAAGAACAACAACAAAAAAGAUUGCCUUGCAAACCUGAUAAAAUGAAUUCAACCUCCAGAACCCACAUUGGAAGGAGAGAACUGGCUCCCAAAAGUUGUUCUCUCACCUUCACAUGCAUGCAUUCACAGAGAGAGAGAGAGAGAGAGAGAGAGAGAGAGAGAGAGAGAGAGAGAGAGAGAGAGAAUAAUCUAGAAAUCUCGAUUUCUGUUGGACUCUGGUUCCAGGUCAUAGGCUUUGUUCUGGUGUAGUGCUUCUGAAGUGAAGGAUGUUAAUGAUUAAGAGUAGCUUGACAUUGGGGUUCUGUGUGCACAACUGAAAGGGACCCAUAUCAAGAGUAGGCUACAAAACCCAGCUUGAGGUAGAUUUUGCUUGGGCUUCCAUGUAGAGAUGAAAAGCAAAACUUGUUGAGGCACAGAGUUGGAUUUGGCAGGUCAGGGAGGAGCAAUAUCUUCAAGAAAGAUGAUGGUUCUGUUACUAAUGGAUCACAAGACACACUUAGAAUAGCAAAAAAAAAAAAAAAUUAAGGUAAAAGACCACUCUGGUUCAGACAAGGUGUCAAAGACUCUAAGUACACCUGAAUGUGGGGUUUCCAAUGACAGGUUUCUCCUCUUUUGUUCUGCCCUUUGUGUGUUGGAACACACACACACACAC